Molecule: messenger RNA, 2370 nt
Organism: Zymoseptoria tritici IPO323
Lineage: Eukaryota; Fungi; Ascomycota; Dothideomycetes; Mycosphaerellales; Mycosphaerellaceae
Exons: 1
Coding region: 1-2370 (789 amino acids)
Molecular function (GO): protein binding
Source: RefSeq, a predicted model, not a curated record
AUGAACGGACGGCUGGUGAAUGUGAGAAAGAAUCUUGUCCGAUUUUUGCUUCAGGUUCGAGGUCUGGCACGUUACAGAGCCACAUACUUCUGGAUGGAUGCUCUUUGCGUCGACCAGACCGACGAUGAAGAGCGUACGCACCAGGUCGAGAUGAUGGCAUCGAUUUACAGCAGCGCAAUGCAAGUCUUGGUGUGGCUCGGGCCCUCGUAUUCUGGUAGCGAUCUUGCCAUGUCGACCCUUGCGCGUAAUGGCAAGGUGUGGACAGAGGCCAAGAUGAACAGAUUCUGGUCGAUCGCCGAAGGCACCGGAUUUCGUGGCCUGUGUGAACGGCGCUACUGGACCAGGCUGUGGGUGGUCCAAGAGCUCGUGCGUGCGAAAGAAGUCGUUAUGUGUUGCGGAUCAAAGCUGGUCUCAUGGUCGACCUUCGAGUCAUUCCUUUCCAGCGCUCAUCGAUACUGUCCCUCGACUCGGCUUGGGAUCAUUACCGAUUACACGGCGACCAUGGGCAGUAAUGCCGUAGCCAUGGUCAGGCAGAUUCGCGACAUCAACGCGGAGGCGACCCUCUUCAAGCGAAUCGUGUCAUUCGGUCAUCUCGAAUGCCUCGACCCGAGAGACAAGGUCUAUGCUUUACUUGGUACUGUGCAAGACGAUCCUGAACCAAUCGUCCCAGACUACACUAUUGGUCUUGCGGCUCUGUUGAACACCGUCAUACAGAAUUACGAUCGUGACCGGCCUGGAGUCAGGCUUCAAGAUUGGAAAGAGCGAUGUGAACAGCUUGCAGAAGCGAUAGGAGUGGACCCGAACCUGAUUUUCCUCCCGGAAUCUGCCAGUACCCAGCCGACCAAACCAUCUUUGCAAGAGCUACAAGACUGUUCCCUCGAAGAUGAAGCAAGUGGGAUAUCACUUUGGUGGACAACGCACUACAAGCAUGAGCGUGCCACUCAUCUGUGGUCGGAAGCUCACGGUCGUGCCCAGAUCAGCGCUUUGUUCGCAUCUGCCGCAGCGUUCGGCAGUAAGGCUGCAUGCGAGUUGCUUGUCCAAAUUGGCAAGGUUGACCUCAAUCAUAUAGAUGCAGAGCUACGGACCGCGAUGCAUCGUGCAGCCGAGAAUGGCCACAGUCACAUCGUCAAAUACCUGAUGGAAGACCUUGGAGUUAGGGUCGACGUGCAUGGCUUUCAUGGAGCGACGCCAAUGGGUGCGGCUGUGCAUCGAGGACACGCUGACAUUGUGCGCAUGCUUUUGGCCAAAUCGAGCGGCAAGAUUUGGAAUUUAAAGUCUUACAAGUUGCUUCUCGCGCACGCCGUGAAGCGUGGACACUCAUCAAUGUGGACCUAUUUGACCGAGGUUGGCAAGGAACAAGACUUCGAGCCGUUCGAUCAAGCGACUUUGCGUGAAUUCGCCUUGCUCGCCGUGGAGAAUUGUCACAUCUUAUGCCAGGCUGGGAAGAAGCAGGAAAUACAGCCUUCCAGUCAAGCGUCUUUGCAGGAGUCGGCAUUGCUGAGCGUGGAGAGUGGUCAUGACAGCUUGAUGACCCAUUUGGUCCCCAUUGCCGCUUGUCAGCCACCUGCUCGGCUGAAGAUACUCAAAGAUGCCGUUGCUCAUCGCAGCGAUCGUUUGAUCCUGGCCCUUCUUAAUGCUCUUGGCUUUCCCAUACCGCGCGACUUCCAAGACCUACUCGAGAUCGCUGCUCGGCGGCCACGUACGACUGGCCUAUCUCAAUUACUACGCGUCGCCUUAUUCGAGUACGCUGAUCGGAAGCUGUCCUCCAGGCCAUGCGGAAUAGCAGCAUACGAAGGCAACUUACCCGCCCUCAGAAUUUACCUCGAUCAUGCUCAGACGCAUGGGGAUCGCCGCACACUCGAGAAUUUUGCGCAAAAAGCGCUGCUCGAAGGCGCCAGGGGCGGUCAGGUUGGAAUCGUGGAUUUCAUGUUGCGCACCCAUUCCGAGAUCCUCAAUGUUGACGGGUCGGCUCUCAUCGACGCCCAGUCCCCACUUCACGAACAAGAAGUCCUCAUAGUCGCAAUGCGCCUUGGGGAUCACGCCAUGGUCGACAUGCUGCUUUCGCUAUAUCCCAAUAUCUCACUGGACUUCCGGUCAGGGAACAUGAAAGCAGCCCUGAAUGAUGUCGUAGCCCGUGGCGACGUGGCCACGUACCACACACUCCACGCUACAGGAAGGUUGAUGCCCGAUGAACCUUGGGCGCUGAAGCUGCGGGACUACGAACAAAGCAGAGCCGGUGCCAACAACGGACCUGUUAAUUUUCGCACAGACUCUAUGAACAUGACGGCGGCGUUGAGAGCGUCCCUCGCGUUGUUCAUAGUUGGCGGACCGCGUGAACGCCAUGCUUUCCCAUCGUGGAAUGGCGAGUAA